GGACUGGUUUUGUUUUGCCACCACUGCGUUUGUUACGUCCAUCUUCAUCGAACGAUGUAUCUACUUUUUGCCCGGGAAAAAUCUACCUUGGUGCUGAGGCUGACCUAUGGUCGAAGUCAGGCCGAAACCGGUCCUGCCGGGAAGCUGAGCAAUAGAGGCAAGCUACGGAUCAGCAGAUUCGGCACUUGGUUCUGGGUUCACCAGUAACCAAAGUCCGUCUACCAACCAAGCUAACACUUCCCUCUUGACUUGAGGCCCCGCCUCCGCAUAACUACAGCGCUGUGAUUGGUCGACGGCAGUUGUAAGUCGCCUCUGAUUGGCUGACGGCGGUCGGUUCUGGAGGAGGGGGGACAGAUUGGUCUUUGACAGCUCUCGUAGCUUGUAAAUGGAUCACUGUUUACGUUUAGGGCACCUCUGUUCUCCGGAUUCUGGCGGGUCGGCUGUGGUCGCAGGCACCUUGCGGUGUGUCUCGGGCGGGGACAAUGUCUCGAAAACAGGCACCUCCGACGGCGCACAGCAUUGACCGGAUCCUGGGACAGGAUCGUCAGCCUCGGCACCAUCCUGCAGGGGAUGGCGAGGAUCAGCCAGCUUCAUACGGCUCGGAAUCGCUCGGGGUCCAGGACGACGCUGCAGAAAACGCGAACACUGAGCGACCCGAAAAACACGAGCGAAAGUCUCGGCGCUCGCGUACCACGUUCACCACGUACCAGCUGCACGCGCUGGAGCGAACCUUCGAGAAGUGCCAGUAUCCGGACGUGUUGACUCGGGAAGAGGUGGCCGGCAGACUGCAGCUGACCGAGGCCAGAGUUCAGGUAUGGUUUCAAAAUAGAAGGGCGAAGUGGAGAAAACAUGAGAAGUACACCGAACAAAACAAUUGCGAAAGGAUUUCGGACAAGAGCUUCAUCUCGGCCGCGCCGCCGUGGUCUGCGCUGGUAAUGGCCGCCGGGCUGGGUCGGGCGCUAAGCCGGCCGCCGGUCCUGCUGCUGCCCUCACUGCUGCUGAGGCGUCCCGUGCCGCCGCCCACCGUCCCCGCCGGCCUGCUGCCGGUCCCUGGCCAGCUCCAGGACGGUCAGAGGAUGCUCCUUAUGGGAGGUAACAGCGUCCGCGCGACACUGACCCGCGCAGAGCCAGCGGUCUGAGGUGACUAUAGGCGGUGUCAGUGGGCGGUCUGAGGUGUGUGAACGCACCAUCAGUGAGUGGUCUGAGGUGUCUAUGAGCGGUUUUUGUCGGCGAGUGGUCUAUAGUAGCGCGCACGUCUAUGGCUAUGAAUGUUCUCCCACUGGCCAUGCAUUAUUGUCCUACACAUUACACACAGUAUUACCCCGCGGCCCGCAUCUGUCAGGAAGUCGGCCAAAACCGCACCAAUUCCCGCUCUUCAUUCAAUUCGCUGUCCGGUUGCGAAGUUGGUCAAUUCUGAUGUCUCAAAGGUUCGAAACGUAUUGAUAUAGGUGUUGCCUCGUUUAUUGUCUGUUUCACUUGAUGCUGAUGCACCUAAUGGCAUAUCGCGAAGCUAUUAUUUCAUCAUUUAGUUUACGAGCUUGCAAUAAGAAACGCGUAAUUUGGGGAAAAUGUGAUUUUAAAUAUUACGUUGUUUUUUGCGUCAUGCGUUUCAGUGUCCCACACAGCACUGACACGGUUAGCGCCUGUUCGAGGGGCCCGACGAGUGCGGUAUACCGCCGGUUACAGGCUUCAUUAAGACUUUUUCCGUAACAACCGACGGCGCUGGUGGACUAGGGAGUCGUGGGAAAGAACAAAUGGGCGCUGCUCUCAUUGGAUCCCGCUAAUGCGGCUAACGACCGAAGGUGCAAGCUAAUGGCGCAGGCGAAUUACACGAGGACUGCUCUAAAUUAGUGUUGCUACUGAUGAUUCAUUAAACCUCGGGGUCAUCACGAAUGCUUUAGAAGUUAACAUGUACAAACUUUCGUGAUACAAUGCGAGGCAUGGAGGACUUCCACUAUCGUAAUAAGCGGAACAUUAGAAUUCAUUUAGUGGCUGGAGAAGAACCCGUCCGGUUGCAAACGAUGUUUGUAGGAGAGGUGGGCAGCAAAUGUGAGCAAUACGAAUGUUUUUCAAACA
Messenger RNA from Amphibalanus amphitrite, 2076 nucleotides. Its product is annotated as retina and anterior neural fold homeobox protein 2-like. The record is from RefSeq and is a predicted model, not a curated record. NCBI's taxonomy places the organism in Eukaryota, Metazoa, Arthropoda, Thecostraca, Balanomorpha, Balanidae. The transcript has 5 exons. Gene Ontology annotation, biological process: regulation of transcription by RNA polymerase II. Bases 483 to 1139 code for a protein of 218 amino acids. Gene Ontology annotation, molecular function: DNA-binding transcription factor activity, RNA polymerase II-specific; RNA polymerase II transcription regulatory region sequence-specific DNA binding.